UAUUUGUAUCAUAUCUACCUAAAAUCCUCGGAUUCAUUCGUCAUUUAUUGGACUCGGUCAGACGGUGUGACCUUUUAGAAAAAAGAAGACCUACAAUUCUCACCCAUAGCAUUUAUAAACAGCAGCUUUCCAUUACCUAUCUACCUGUCUAACACAGCAUCCCAUCGAAAUCAUUCGACCGUGAUAAGAAAUCCCGAUAUAGACGUAACACGGCUUAAUACGGCACGGGUGUCUCAGUGCAACACCAUCCAUCAUCGCUCUCAGCCGCUUUCGAGAAGGAGCAUGACGAUCCAGACCCGCAACCCAAACUUCCAGAGUCCAAGUCAUUCAUCCUAGCAUUUCCCUCCUAGUCUCCCCCAGCUUCCCCAGCACCUGCCAUCCUACCAUCCAAGUGCCCAGCCAUUACUCGCAUAGUCCUCCACUGAAUGAAACCUUUCCUCAGUGGCUCCAUUCUAACAUAUAUUCCCCGACUUGACUCAACUCUAACCUAGGUCGACCCUCCACUACCGUAGCUUGACUACACAACAUGUCCUCCCUUGAGGCCAAGAUCGUCGUCCUCGGCUCCCAGGGCGUCGGCAAGACAUCGCUAGUAACGCGGUAUUGUAAAGGCGCCUUCAAUCCCGCUCAGAAUACUUCUACCGUUGGCGCUAGUUUUAUGACCAAGAGGGUCCUCGACGGUGACACUGACACUGUCGUUCGAUUACAGAUAUGGGAUACAGCUGGACAGGAACGAUUCCGUUCGAUAUCGCGGCUCUACUACCGCGGAGCUAACGCCUGUAUCCUCUGCUACAGUAUCACCGACGCCCAAUCCUUCGCCGAGAUGGGCGUGUGGCUGACGGAAUUACGCCGUAAUCUGCCACCCGAUAUCGUUCUCCACGUAGUAGGAACCAAGGCCGAUAUCGUCGCCCGCGACCCCACGCGUCGCGAAGUGCCUUUCGAACGGUGCAUAGCAUACGUCGCCGAGAACCUUGCCCCAGGCCUCGGAUCGACACCACCACCAACCGCAACGCCAUCAGGUCUAACUACCCUACCACUGGGACCAGGCGUGAGCCAGUCCAGCAUAGUAGUCACGCCCGCCGCGUCGAGCGCCCAGGAACCCCGUAGCCCGAGUAGUAAACGAAGCAGCGGGUUCUGGGGCCAAGAGGUUGGCUGGGACGCUUGCCACGAGAUCAGCGCCGAGAGCGGCGAGGGCGUGGAAGAGGUAUUCCGGGUCGUGACGCGCAAGCUCGUCGAGCAGAACCGCAAGAUGCAGCAGGCUAUCCUAGCUGCCACCGCGACGCCCGGUACUCCCGGGUACGAGAGCGGUGUGGAUGGGGGGUACUUCGACGGCGCAAACCCCCGCGGUAGCUUCCGCGUCGGCAAAGAUCGUCGGAGUUGGCUGUUUUCCUCCCCGAACUUCUCGCCGGCUGUUACGGUGGAAAAUCCGAAUGCGGGCGGUGCGGAACACCAGGGACAAGGAGAAGAGCAGGGACGGAGGGGGAGACGGUGUUGUUGAUGGCCCAGUUAUCUUAAUGGAACUGCGAGGGACUACGAAAGCAUGACCGAUUCUUAUUUAACAACAGUCGUAUUAAAGGUGGCCUUCUACGGGCCUAGGGGGCGGUAGUCUUUUUCAGAUCACUGCUUGGUCUAGGUAAAAGAGGUUUCCACGACAUUAUAUAGUCAAGGAAGGGUGAUGAAAUAUCGUCUAUCGACAUCAAGCACGGCGUUUGGAAAUGCAUAUUUAGGGUCGGCAUCCGGGUUCAGGUCCGGUCAGGGUCAGGGUCAGGUCAGGUUAGGUUAGGUUGGUCUCGGAUCCUGGAGUUUGUGUAUGCAUUGCCGUGGUUCCUGGUCACGAGGAGCAUAUCGAUUGGUUCUUUACGCGAUACGAAUGGAUUAUGAAUUGUUAUUAUUCCUGGUCACUUGGCUCUUCACUGUUGUUGCAUGUUUUGUUCGUUGGGCUGUUGCUUGUGGUGCAUUUUGGUUGGUGAUUUGCAUGUGGUAUCUCUGGAAGGGGCACCUAUCUAUGUAGCUCGAGGAAUAAUUAGUUAUUCUUAGCGGUAUGGAGUUAUGUAUGUGCAUGCUUAGUCCUGAUUGCAACGAAUAUAAUUCAAAGCUCGUGGAGGAAUUGUA
Messenger RNA from Daldinia vernicosa, 2109 nucleotides. Its product is annotated as ras-domain-containing protein. Bases 527 to 1495 code for a protein of 322 amino acids. The transcript is spliced from 4 exons. Gene Ontology annotation, cellular component: endomembrane system. Gene Ontology annotation, molecular function: GTP binding; GTPase activity. Gene Ontology annotation, biological process: intracellular protein transport. Lineage: Eukaryota; Fungi; Ascomycota; Sordariomycetes; Xylariales; Hypoxylaceae. The record is from RefSeq and is a predicted model, not a curated record.